Molecule: messenger RNA, 516 nt
Organism: Iphiclides podalirius (scarce swallowtail)
Lineage: Eukaryota; Metazoa; Arthropoda; Insecta; Lepidoptera; Papilionidae
Source: the annotation of a GenBank genome assembly
AUGGGCGGAUGGCUGAGCUACCUCUGGUGGGGCGGGGACCCCGACGAAGUGAACCCGGUGUCGGGGCUGACGAGGCGCGAGAUCUUCGCGGUUCAACAGUCCUGGGCGCUGGUCUACAAGGACCCUGUGGGCAACGGGACUGAGUUGCUGAAGAGGUUAUUCCGCGCGUAUCCCGAAACCAGAGAAUUCUUCAAAAUGGUGAGGAAACUACCCGAGGAGGAAUACGAGAGAAGCUUCCAAUUCAAAGCGCACGUUAUAAAUCUAAUGUCCUCACUCAACCAGGCUGUCAAUAACCUCAACGAACCUGAGAUUGUAGUUGAGAUUAUGGUAAAACUCGGGGAGUCGCAUCAAAAGAGAAAAAUACAGGAGAUACAUUUUAACGACUUAAAAGACGUUUUCGUUAAUAUGUUCAUCGAAGUACUCAGACUGGACACGUCCACACUGAGCGCGUGGGGCAAGACCGUCGACUUUUGGUACAAGCACAUAUUCGAAGCACUGGCUACCACGGAAACAAGA